AGCUUGCGUAUUAUUCGCUUGUCCUAUAGUUGAAUUUUGGUCGAAUAUUAAUAUAUCAACGAAUGUAUCCCAAUCACAUUUAAUCAUACUUCUGCCAUACUUUGUCGAAGAAAAAUAUUAUCAUUUGUUUUUAUUAUAUAUAUUCACGAUAGUUUGCAUUGGAACAACUAUACUGGUAGGAACAGGCACAAUGUUCAUUACGCAUAUUCAACAUAUCUGUGGAAUGUUUAAAAUUGCUAGCUAUCGUAUUAAACAUGCAAUCAAUAUUAAUAUUCUAAAAAAUAUUACGCUAAAAAAUAAGGUUUUGAUGACCGAAAGUUUAAUUUGUGCCGUUGAUAUGCACCGGCAAGCUAUAAGAUUAUCUAACUAUUUUGUGUCUAAAUUCGACUUAAUGAUAACAUGUUUCACGGCAUGUCUUGUAAUUUCUUUUAGCCUCAAUCUGUUUCAACUUUCCCAUGUACAGUUAUCUGUAAAUAAUAUCAGCCAAAUUUUUCCUUCAUUCUUAUAUGCAAAUAUAAGCAUCAUGUACUUGUUUAUAUCCAAUUAUUUGGGGCAGAUUGUAUUCGACCAUAAUAAUCACGUAUUCGUUACUGCGUAAGAAAAACAGUUUUAUAAAAAAUAAUGUAAGAACAUUUACUUUUCAGCAGUUGCAAAAAAAUACAGAAAUUGAUCUGUUGCAAAAUAAAUCAGUAUAUGUGCUAAAAUUAUGUAAUUAAAUAAUUUCUAUCUUAAGUAAGCGAUUUGUUAUCUGUAUUUAAUUUUUUGUAGAUACAACGUUCAAUGGUAUAGAACCCCUUUACAUAUUCAAAGAAUAAUACUAUUUAUGUUGCAAAAAGGAACCAAAGGAUAUUUUUUAAAAAUUGGUAAUAUAUUUGACUCAUCCAUGGAGGGUUUGGCUACGGUAAAUAUGUUGUAUAAUAUUUUAAAUUUAAAAUAUUAUCAAUUUACAUAUGGAUACAAUUAAAAAGAAUAUUUACAAUUUCAGCUAUUAAAAGCUUCAAUAUCUUAUUUUACUGUCAUAAAUUCAACACAAAAAGAACAUUAAUUUAUCAUUGUUAUGAUUAAAAUAUAGUUAGUCAACAAAUAAUAGUGUUCAUGUUUAGAAAAUAAAUUUAUUUUUUAAAUAUAUAAAACAGACAUCUUUUAUUUGUGCUAAUAAGAAAUAAAAUUAGUGCUUUUUAUAUCCAGAUAUUGAUUUCCAUAAUAUAUAUAGAUCCUAUAUUUAGCCAUAAAUAUUUAAUUAUAGCCAAAUCAAAAAUUAUUUUUAAAGUUAGAAAGUUGUAGCCAUAUACAUAAUUUUGAUUGUAAUAAGCACAACUUGCAUUUCAUAUCGACAUUUAUAUUUAUAUAAAUAUUUAAGUAAAGAAUUUCGGCUAAUAAAUAACAUGUAAAUAAAAAAAUAAAAAAAAAAAUUUGCCAUUAUUAAUGAUAUAUUUAUACACAUGAUAUCGAACACGUUAUUUAACACUUGUUAAAUAUAUUAACGUAUUAAUCUUGUCAAUCACUUUUAAAAAUUAAAUGUGUUAUUUAUUAAAUCAGCGCAAUCAUUUUUAAAUUAUGAGUUUUAUUAGAUCGAUAGCUUUACUACGAAACUUAAAAUUCAGAGAUAUCACUCUCAAGAGUACUAUCGUAUUCAGAAUAAAGUGUACCCUGUGAACGCGUGCACUGAAAUGUGACUGAAAUUUCUGUGCCGAGAGAGAAGAAAUGCGCAUGCGUAAGUUCUCUGCCAGCACUGCCAGUAGUUAAUUUCAUGAGAAAUAUACACAUGUCAAAUUAUCUUUAGUUUCAAUUUGUUGAAGAAUUGGUUGAAUUAAGCGCGUUUGGAUCUUAUAGAAAAUUUUUACAAAGUAAAUAACAUUAUAAAUUACAGGAAUUGCAUGAAAAUCUAUAUGAGAAAAAAUAAGAAUAAAAAUAUAGAAUAUUUAAACGAUCAGUGAGAGAGAAAAACGAGAAUACGUAUUCUUAUCUUUAGUCUUCGCAGUAACACUUUGAAACUCGUAAAGAAAUGAUACGCUCGGUAAUUCAGCAUCACAAAUUUAACAGAAUUCUAUUACUUGCUGUUGGUUUAUGGCCCUAUCAUCAAUCCAAGUUUACUCGGAUUCAAUUUAUUUUUCUUUCUGUCAUCCUAUCAGCAAGUGUUAUAUUUCAGCUAACACCAUUAAUAAUAUUAAAAUGUACUUCAGAUCUUAUUAUUAAAGUGUUGUCUUCCGUAUCUUUUUUCAUGCUGUUUCUAAUAAAGUAUAAUUCAUGCCAUCUUAAUAUUGAAGCUGUAAAGUAUUUAUUCAUGGAGCUUCAGGAUGUAUUUAACAAUUUAAAGGAUGAAAAUGAAAUCGCUAUUGUGGAAAAAUAUAUUUAUGUUACGAAACGUUUUACAUUUGUGCUUACAGCAUUUGGAGUUUGCGGAAUAUCUGCUUCUAUUAUAGUUGAAUUUUGGUCAAUAGUUGAUAUACCGAUAAAUGUGUCUCAGUCACAUCAUUUAUUCAUUAUGACAAAGCAUUUUGUCGAUGAAAAGUAUUUCUAUUUGAUUAUGUUGUAUAUGUACACGAUACUUUGCAUCGUAAUGACUGUAAUGUUAGGAACAGGAACAUGGCUCAUUACAUAUCUUCAAAAUAUCUGUGGAAUGUUUAAAAUUGCUAGCCAUCGUAUCGAGCAUGCAGUCAACAAUAAUAUUUCACAAAAUAUUAUGCUGAAGAAUAAGAUUUUUAUGAACAAGGGUGUAAUUUAUGCUGUUGAUAUGCAUCGGCAAGCUAUAAAAUUGACAGAGAAUUUUAUGUCUACAUUUGAGAUAAUGAUAUUUUGUUUCACGUUAUGUGUAGUAAUUUGCUUUAGCCUCAACUUGUUUCAACUUUUCCAAAUACAAUUAUCUAAAAAUAAUAUCAAAGAAUUUUUGCUACCACUCAUGUAUGCAACUGUAAGCAUUAUAUACAUGUUUGUAGCCAACUAUAUGGGACAGAACAUAUUCGACCACAAUAAUCAUGUAUUUAUUACUGCGUACAACGUUCGGUGGUAUAAAACUCCUGUACAUAUACAAAAAAUGAUAUUAUUUCUGUUACAAAGAGGAACUAAAAAAGUUACAUUAAAUGUUGGUGGAAUAUUUGAAGGAACAAUAGAGCAUUUUGCCACGUUAUUGAAGGCUUCGAUAUCUUAUUUUACUGUCAUUUAUUCUACACAAUAACAAGACAAAUAUCAAUAUAUUGUUAUCAUAAUGGCGAUAGUUAGUAAGAAAAUAUCAGUAUUCACGUAUAAAAAAUGGAUAGAUAGAUUAUUUUUGUAACAUAUAAUGCAGAUAGAUAUUUUCUUGUACUAAAAAGAAGAAUUAAAGUUUAAAUCAAGUUAUGGAUGUUGUAAAUUUUUGCAAUUUAUUAAAACCGAUCCUUAUUUUACUACCAUUAUACUGACUCUAAUUUAAAGAUAAACUAUACUUUGGCUUUAAAUAAAAUCAUUUCAGACCAAAUUGGUUAAUAAAUUAAAUAUUAUUAUUUAUUAAUUUCAUUCUAUUUCGACAUUUAAUAAUAAUAAAGCGAUGAUGCUUAAAGCUAUGUACUACAAUCUAAAAAGCAAAUUGUGCUUUCUCUAGAUAGUAAAGAUAUUUAAGAGAGAUAUUUAAAAAAUUUUAUAUACGGAAAGUGAAUUUAAACUCGCAAUCUGUCCACUACAAGUCCAUCACUUUCACACGGAGCUACAUAAUAUCCCUUUUAUCAACAUUUAAAGUAAAAGUACAAAUUGCUGGACAUAUUUCCAUAACCAAACAUUUACAUUACAUAAAAAUUUAUCAUUAUGUAUUAAUCUUAAUUAA
This is a messenger RNA of Monomorium pharaonis (pharaoh ant), 3796 nucleotides long. Its product is annotated as odorant receptor 9a. The transcript has 12 exons. The record is from RefSeq and is a predicted model, not a curated record. Gene Ontology annotation, cellular component: plasma membrane. The coding region runs from base 2006 to 3175 and encodes 389 amino acids. NCBI's taxonomy places the organism in Eukaryota, Metazoa, Arthropoda, Insecta, Hymenoptera, Formicidae. Gene Ontology annotation, molecular function: olfactory receptor activity; odorant binding. Gene Ontology annotation, biological process: detection of chemical stimulus involved in sensory perception of smell; sensory perception of smell.